CUCACUCCCUCUCUCUUUCUCUCACUUCACUUUCUCUGUGUCCGUUGGAACCAAACAGGUCCCUUCUCUCUCUCACUCUUUCCCUUCGCUCCUUUCUCUGUCACACACACAAAACACUACUCUCUGUGUCUCCACACUCCAUUUUUUCACUCUCAGAGUCACUGACCAAGAAACCCUCUACCUUGUUGUUUUUCUUAUUCUUGUUAAUUUGAGUGUAACAUGACCACAUUCUUAACUAAAAUCUUAUACUUUCAUUCAUGAAUCCCACCACCCAACCUCCACCGUCGUUGCCGCCACCGCCGUUGCCUCCGCCGCAGCUCCAGCCCCACCGCCCCUCCACCUCCUGCGACCGCCACCCUCAAGAGAACUUCACCGGCUUCUGCCCUUCAUGCCUCUGCGAGCGCCUCGCCGUGCUCGAUCCCAACUCCUCCUCCACCUCCUCCGCUGCCCGCAAGCCGCCAACUUCCUCCACUGCCGCCGCAGCCCUUAAGGCCAUCUUCCGCCCCUCCAUUGCAGCCCGCAACCGCCCUCCCCCCUCCUCCUUCCUCCCGGAGCUCCGCCGCACAAAAUCCUUCUCCGCCUCCAAAAACGAAGCCCUCUCCGGUUUCUUCGAACCACAGAGAAAAUCCUGCGACGUCCGCGGCCGCAGCACACUCUUCUCCCUCUUCAACCAAGAAGCCGCCGUCGCCGUCGAGGUCGAAACCCGCCACAACCUCCCUUCAUCUUCCGUCGUUCAGAAACCCGUCCUCGAGUCCGAAGAAGAAGAAGAAGAAGAAGAAGAAAACAACAACAUUGUCGUUCACAACGUGAACGACAGCAACAACAACACUAGGGUUCCAGACACCAGCGUUCCAGACUCACUACAACCACAACCAGAAGCAACCAAUAAUACCUUCACCGAAAACAGAGUUUCGGUUUCAGAAAUCGUAGAAGAGGAACCGGAGAUAGUACUCGAACCCGAAGCUGACGUGGCAGCUGCAGAAGAAGACACACUGAAGGCGACGAAGGACCACAUGGAUCUGGAUUCCUCCCAAACAAAGAAACCCUCCGGCGGCCGCGACUUGAAGGGCAGCUUCUGGUCCGCAGCUUCGGUCUUCAGCAAGAAGCUCCAGAAGUGGAGGCAGAAGCAGAAGAACAAAAAGCGCGAGCGAAACGGCGUCGUUGUGGGCUCCGGAACCCUCUUACCUGUCGAGAAACCGAUCUCGCGGCAAUUCCGCGAGACGCAGUCGGAGAUCGCCGACUACGGCUUCGGGCGCCGCUCCUGCGACACCGAUCCGCGGUUCUCGCUCGACGCUGCCCGAAUGUCGUUCGAUUUUGAAGAGCCGCGUGCUUCCUGGGACGGUUAUUUGAUGGCAAGGACGACAUCAUCGUUCGCGGCGGUUCCUCCGAGGAUGCCUACUAUGAUUGAAGACGCGCCUGCGCCGGUUCAGGUUCUCAGAACCGAUUCUCUUAUCCCCGUGGAGGAGCCGGAAUAUGAGGACACUCUCAUUCUCAAUCUCAAUCUUAAUCCUAAUCCUAAUCUCCCUGGUGGUUCUGCUCAGACGAAGGAGUAUUAUUCCGACUCUUCGCGCAGAAGGAAGAGUCUUGAUCGGUCUAGUUCUAUUAGGAGAACUGCUGCUGCUGUUGUUGCUGAAAUGGAUGAGUUGAAGGCUGUUGCAAAUGCUAGUGCUAAUGCUAAUGCUAAUGCUAAUGCGAGGGUUACUCCUGCUGCUUCUGCUGAUUAUGUGCAUAAUAAUAUUAAUAAUAAUCCUUUGAGGGACUCCAAUUUGAAUUCGAAUUCGAAUUCAAAUUUGUUGAGGGAUGAUGAGAAGGGGAGUUCUAAGAAGUCAUCGAGCCGGUGGAGGGCGUGGAGUAUAUGGGGAUUGAUACACCGGAGGGGAAGUAAGGAGGAGGAGGGUGGAGGGAACGGGAAUGGGAAUGGGGUGGAGAGGUCGUAUUCGGAGUCGUGGCAGGAGUAUAGAGGAGGAGGAGGAGGGGAGAAGAAUGGGGAUGUUAGGGGUGGUGGUUUUAAUCCUAAGUUGAUGAGGAGUAAUAGCAGUGUGAGUUGGAGGAAUGGGCAGAGUAUGAUAGGUGGUGGUGGUGGAGGGUUUGGGAAUGUGAGUAUGAGGAAGAGUGAUGUGCAAGGGAAUGAACUUGGACUUGGGCUUGGUGGAAGGAAGGGGAGGGAUGAGUUUGUUGGGUUGGAGAGGAACCGUAGUGCCAGGUAUUCCUCGCCGAACAGCAUCGAUAACAAUGGUCUCUUGAGGCUCUACUUGGGUGGCAGGAGAAACGGGUCCGGGAAAGGAAGGUCGAACCAGGCACAUUCUAUCGCCAGAAACGUACUUCGAUUGUAUUGAAAAAUUGAAGGUGUUCUAUGGUUUCAUGAUGUUAAUUAGUUAGUUAACCUAUGUAUUCUUGAUGGUUGGUUUACUUGGUUAAUUGGUUGGAGUUGGUUAAAAGAACCUGCAUAUCUUUUUUCUUUUUACAGUCAAUAGCAUGGUUCUUUCUUCAGUUACUCCUAAUAAUAAACAAGGAUUUUAAUUUUUAAACAUACAUGAUGAUAUUGUUAUA
Messenger RNA from Glycine soja, 2550 nucleotides. Its product is annotated as protein OCTOPUS-like. Gene Ontology annotation, cellular component: plasma membrane. NCBI's taxonomy places the organism in Eukaryota, Viridiplantae, Streptophyta, Magnoliopsida, Fabales, Fabaceae. The transcript has a single exon. The coding region runs from base 258 to 2336 and encodes 692 amino acids. The record is from RefSeq and is a predicted model, not a curated record.